This is a messenger RNA of Kogia breviceps (pygmy sperm whale), 270 nucleotides long. RefSeq names its product liver enriched antimicrobial peptide 2 (gene LEAP2). Gene Ontology annotation, biological process: antimicrobial humoral immune response mediated by antimicrobial peptide; defense response to bacterium. The record is from RefSeq and is a predicted model, not a curated record. NCBI's taxonomy places the organism in Eukaryota, Metazoa, Chordata, Mammalia, Artiodactyla, Physeteridae.
AUGUGGCACCUCAAACUCUUUGCAGUACUCCUGGUCUGCCUGUUGCUGUUAGGCCAGGUAUAUGGCUCCCCAAUACGAGAACUGAGUUCAGCAAAGAGAAGGCUGAGGAGAAUGACCCCAUUUUGGAGAGGGGUUUCCCUCAGGCCCAUUGGAGCCUCCUGUCGGGAUGAUUCUGAAUGUAUCACAAGGCUAUGCAGGUACUCCACAAACCUGAGCCCAAGAGGCCUGGGAAGCUGUGCAAAGGAGAGAUCAGCACAUACACAGACCUAA